GUGUGCGGCGGCCAGGCGGCGCUUCUUUGCGCUUGUUGAAUUAAUUUUUUUUAUAUAUUUUCGUAGCAUUAGCGUCUUCAAAUGAAUUAAAGUGUAAACUGUGCAAUACAGUGUUAGUGUGUGUAAAUAUGACUUGUGUACUUGUGAAUUUGUAUUAAAAAUGCGCCAAAAGCAAACAUCGGCUUUAGUUCAACAACAACAUCGAUACACAAGUGCGUGCUGCACAGCAACAACAACUAUAACAACAACAAUACAGCGCUAGUGCCAAAAUUAGCCGGCAUAGUCAGAGAGCACUUGUUUGAGUUCUCUACCCGCUUAUCGCUUGCGGUAAAAAAACACAAAAUAAAUAUAAAAAAAAAGAAAAGAAACGAACAUAAAAAACGAAUCGAAGGGAAACGGAGCAACAGGCGGCAAGCAACAAGUCCAGGCAAAAGAAGAAGCAGAAGCAGUGCGUACAACAACAAAGAUGUACACAUGACAACAACAUCGUUGAGCAUCAGCAUCCUAUAUGUGCGUGUGCGUGUCAAUGUGUAUGUGUACGGUGUAUGUGACUUCAUUUGCAAGACGCCUGAAACAUGCGUAGACCGUCCGCGUGGAGUCGCAAUCAUUAUUUUGUGAUUGGACUGUUGCUGGGCCUGGUGCUCAGUCGCUAUAUACCGCAGGACAUUUGGGAGCUGGUGCAGCAGGAGGAAUGUCCACAGGAGGCGGCCGAGAACCUAUUUAUCGAACGCUUUGGCCAGGAUUUUGAGCCACAUUUGAAUUUAAUCAACAAGCCGCUGGCGGCCAAAAAGCCGGUAAAAAAUGUAAUGCGACCGCGUUAUUACUCCUCGGAGUUGGGCAUAAGGGAGAAGAUCUUUAUUGGUGUGCUGACCUCCCAGGAGAACAUCAAUACCUUUGCGACCGCCUUUAAUCGCACCACCGCCCAUCUGGUCAAUAAGAUCAAGUUCUUCAUCAAUGCGGACAGCGUGAAGAGCAAUUAUCAGUUGAAGAAUAUUGUCGGGUUUACCGACACCCGAGAAAGUCGCCGCCCAUUCCAUGUGAUCAAGUAUAUAGCUGACAAUUAUCUGGAUGAUUAUGAUUACUUUCUGCUAGUGCCGGAUAAUGUUUAUGUCGAUGCGCGUAAACUAAAUGCAUUGCUCUAUCAUAUGAGCAUCACCUUCGAUCUGUAUAUGGGCGGGACACGUGUAGGAGCCGGAGGCGGGGGAGCGGGUGGAUUUGCUGAUGCGGGUGUGGGUGCGGGUGCGGGUGCGGGUGCUGGAGAUGCACCAGCAGGAUCUGAUGAUAAUGCCGGAGAUGAAUCGAAUGAUGAUUCGGAUGCGGCGGGCCUAAGUGAUCGCAACUAUUGUGCCCUCGAGGCGGGCAUUCUCCUCAGCAGUAGUGUCAUCCGCAAGAUGCGCAACAAUCUGGAACGAUGUGUCCGCAUUGGCAUCACCAGCGAUCACAGUGUCAACAUUGGCCGAUGUGUCAAGUAUGCAAGUCGUGUGUCAGGCUGUCAGGACACUUUUCAGGGUAUACGUCAAUAUAGCUAUGCUUUGAAUACGAAAACACGCCACAACAAGGAUCUCAGCAUUCUCUCCAAGGAGCCGGCAUUUCUGAAUGCUACCACUGUUUAUCCUGUGCAAACUCCAGCAGAUUUCUAUCGGCUACACGCUUAUAACUCCAAGCAUCAUCUGGAGCUUGUGCAACAACGUGGCUAUGAGCUGGAGCAGAAAUCGUAUCGCAUUGCGAAUGGCAGCAUCUCUAAUAAGAUACUCGAAAUACGUUGGCCAUUGGGCGUGCCACCGCCCAGUGCCCCAGAGACGCGACACGACAUGCUCACGUGGCAGCUACUCAAUGGGACGCACAGUUUUCUGCCCAAUGCGAAUGCGGAUCAUGCGGUGGCCGAGCUCAGUCGCAUCGAUGCCUCGGACUUUGCCAAAGUGCUGGAGAUAGCACUUCAAUAUGCCGCACAGAAGCAUCCCAAAUUGCGUUACCAUAGUUUGCACAGUGCUUACCGCAAAUUUGAUGCCACUCGCGGCAUGGACUAUCAAUUGCAUUUGAAUCUUUAUGAGGGCGCCACCCCAAAGCGUCUGCUACUCAAGAGUUUUGAGGUGGCUAAGCCCCUGGGACGUGUUGAGGUUGUGCCAUCGCCAUAUGUCACGGAGAGUACAAGAAUUGCAUUGUUGGUGCCAUCCUUUGAGCAUCAGGUGCCGGAUGCACUCGACUUUGUGGCACAAUACGAGCGUAUUUGCAUGAACAAUCAGGACAAUACUUUCCUGCUGCUGAUCUUCCUUUAUCGCCUGGACUCGUCCAGCAAGGGAGACGAUGAUCCCUUCAAGACGUUAAAAAAGGUCGCACUCGACUUAUCAUCCAAAUAUAAAACGGAUGGUUCUCGCAUUGCUUGGGUCUCUAUAAGGCUGCCAUCGGAGUUGAGUGCUCCAAUUGCUGAAGAUGAUUGGCUAAUGCAUGCUUCUAUGUAUGGACCAAGGCAGUUGCUCAGCUUGGCUGUUGCCGAUCUCGCACUUCCUAAACUUGGCCUGGAAUCGCUCGUGUUGUUGGCCACACCUAGUAUGUUGUUCCGUACGGAUUUUCUCAAUCGUGUGCGGAUGAAUACCAUACAGGGAUUCCAGGUGUAUGCUCCAAUUGGUUUCCAGUUGUAUCCCUGCAAUUGGGCGCAUUUCUGCAAGGAGUGCGAUACCUGCGAUAUUAGUCAGAGCAGCGGAUACUUUGAUCGUCACAAUCACGAUGUCAUCGCCUUCUACAGUCGCGAUUAUGUUCAAGCUCGCAAAUUGUUGGACUCUCAGGGAUUGCCCAUCAUGCGCUCUGAUCUGGAUAUUGAGCAGCUGCUGCAGUCACCACAGCGUCCGUCGGGUGUGGAGAGCAUCCUGGAUAUGUUUGUGGCUGCCCAGCAUACGGUGCACAUCCUGCGAGCGGUUGAGCCCCAUCUCCGCUUUGGGUUAGAUGUGCGCAAUCAUUUGGCACGCGGUGGCAAGUUGCCAAUUUCGUUGCCCAGCAGCUGUGGGCGGAAGCAGUGCAUCCAUUUGGCCUCACGCAAACAGAUUGGCGAUGCCAUCAUUCGAUACGAGGACAAAAGUAUUCUGCAAAAGUAGUUGCUUCACGGCUGUGAGUGCGAGCGAGAGGGAGCACUGCUUUAAACUGUUAUACAUAAUUAAAUCAUCAGUUCCUUUAAAAACAUAUAUUUAUAUAUUUCCAAGUGUGUAAAUGCGUUUGUUUGUGUGUGAGGGAGUGUGUUUGAUUGUGUGUGCGUGUGUGUGUGUCGAUCUAGACAAUUUUUGUUGUUUAAUUUUGAUACCCUGUAGUCAUUGUAAAAAGAUUUAAAAAAAAAAGAUAUUUAACUCAAGUCGACAUUGCUGGCGCCACCUAGCGUACAUAGCUUGUCCGAGGUUUGAGUACAGGGUAUCAGGUAGUCGUUAUUUUUUCUGUGUAAAUGCCUUGCUUUAAAGUGAAACUUUUUAAUGCUCAAAAUGAUAGGACAAGAAUUGUUAUUUUAGUUAGUUCUCAAACAAAAGAAUAAAGUGGGAAAGAAGCGUGGAAAGAAAGAAAACUUCUUAGGGAAGGGAGUGUUUAGGGGGAAUAACUUGUAGCUGCCAAAAUGCUUGCUUAGGAUUAAUCAAUAUACAAAUAUACAUAAAUAUUAUUAUAUAUAAAGAUUACUUUGUCGAAAGUAGUUUGUAAGUUUUGAAUUGGGAAGAGUGUAUAACAGUUGUAUAACAGUGUACGUACAACAGCCAUUAGCCAAUAUUCAGGACCAAUUUAGCUUGUCAUUUUAGCCACUCUCAUCCAUUAGCAAAUGUAAAUAAUUUAUUUAAACUAUAAAUAUUAUGUAAUUACAACAAUUCCUAUAUAUGUAUGUCUACAAUUUAUAUAUAUUUUUAGUAAAUAGCUAAGUGUUAAACUAUGUUAUACAUUUACCGCUUAAGUUAUACAAAUUGGCUGUUGAAGUUAAUCGAAAUGUAACUGUGGAAUGCCGCCUUAGCCAAAAAGAAAAAAACAAAAUAAAAUG
Molecule: messenger RNA, 4003 nt
Organism: Drosophila innubila
Lineage: Eukaryota; Metazoa; Arthropoda; Insecta; Diptera; Drosophilidae
Gene: Chpf
Product: chondroitin sulfate glucuronyltransferase
Exons: 6
Coding region: 576-3089 (837 amino acids)
Cellular component (GO): Golgi cisterna membrane
Molecular function (GO): glucuronosyl-N-acetylgalactosaminyl-proteoglycan 4-beta-N-acetylgalactosaminyltransferase activity
Source: RefSeq, a predicted model, not a curated record